CACAGACAAACCGAUACUCAAAACCUCACUCAUUCCUCUAGAAACCGCUUUUCAGCUCUUCAUCUUCAACCCAAAAAAAUGGCCGCUGCCGCACCACCGCCGCCACCAGCCCCAGCACCGGAGCCCUCCAUCGCUUUCCAAGAGUCCUCUCGCCGUGACAACCCUCUCUUCUCCCGCAUCCGUCUGGCCACUCCCGCGGACGUGCCGCACAUCCACAAACUCAUCCACCAAAUGGCCGUCUUCGAACGCCUUACUGACCUCUGCUCCGCCACGGAAUCCUCUCUCUCCGCCACCCUCUUCAACUCCGCUCCCUUCACCUCCUUCACCAUCUUCCUUCUCGAAGUCUCCCCAAAACCCUUCCCCUCCUCCGAACGCGUCAUUUACUUAGAUCACCCCCUCAUCGAUCCCCAGCGCGAAACUUUCAUCUCCGAUAAUGUUAACGAUGUUACUGUUGCUGGGUUCGUUUUAUUUUUUCCGAAUUAUUCCACGUUUCUCGCGAAACCCGGGUUUUAUAUUGAGGAUUUGUUCGUGAGAGAGUGUUACAGAAGGAAGGGUUUUGGGAGGAUGUUGUUGAGUGCCGUCGCGAAACAAGCAGUGAAAAUGGGGUAUGGGAGAGUUGAGUGGGUUGUGCUUGAUUGGAAUGUUAAUGCUAUUAAGUUUUACGAAGAGAUGGGGGCUAAAGUUCAUGAUGAAUGGCGGAUUUGUCGGUUGACCGGUCCGGCUCUUGAAAAGUAUGGUGAUGAUGCUAUUUAGAGUGUUUUGUUAAUGUUUAUGAGAGAUCGUCUUCUUUUGACAAUGAUAAGGUUGUUACUGAAGUUGAUGUUAUUGAAUAUUAUCAUCUAAGUAUUUGUUUCCCGGACUUUAAGUUUGUUGUUUCA
Pistacia vera is the source of this 878-nucleotide messenger RNA. Its product is annotated as probable acetyltransferase NATA1-like. The transcript has a single exon. Gene Ontology annotation, molecular function: N-acetyltransferase activity. The record is from RefSeq and is a predicted model, not a curated record. Lineage: Eukaryota; Viridiplantae; Streptophyta; Magnoliopsida; Sapindales; Anacardiaceae. Bases 79 to 753 code for a protein of 224 amino acids.